Molecule: messenger RNA, 641 nt
Organism: Phyllostomus discolor (pale spear-nosed bat)
Lineage: Eukaryota; Metazoa; Chordata; Mammalia; Chiroptera; Phyllostomidae
Gene: FAU
Product: FAU ubiquitin like and ribosomal protein S30 fusion
Exons: 5
Coding region: 193-594 (133 amino acids)
Biological process (GO): translation
Cellular component (GO): cytosolic small ribosomal subunit; ribosome
Molecular function (GO): structural constituent of ribosome; protein binding
Source: RefSeq, a predicted model, not a curated record
AAAGAACGCUUCUGCGGGCGUAAGGGGGCGGAGCUAGGGCGGCCGUGGGCGGUACAAAUAGCAGAGGCCCCAGUCGUCGCUCAGCAGUGACGUAGGACGCAGCUAUCGGCUAGUACGUGUUCGCUCUUGCUCCUUCCUCUUUCUCGACUCCAUCUUCGCGGUAGCGGCUGGGGCCGCAGUUCGGUUGCCGACAUGCAGCUUUUUGUCCGCGCCCAGAAGCUCCACACCCUCGAGGUCACCGGCCAGGAGACUGUCGCCCAGAUCAAGGCUCAUGUAGCCUCGCUGGAGGGCAUCGCUCCAGAAGAUCAAGUGGUGCUCCUGGCAGGCACGCCCCUGGAGGAUGAGGCUACCCUGGGCCAGUGUGGGGUGGAGUCUCUGACCACUCUGGAAGUAGCCGGCCGCAUGCUGGGAGGUAAAGUCCAUGGCUCCCUGGCCCGGGCUGGAAAAGUAAGAGGUCAGACCCCCAAGGUGGCCAAACAGGAGAAGAAGAAGAAGAAGACUGGUCGGGCCAAGCGGCGGAUGCAGUACAACCGGCGUUUUGUCAAUGUCGUGCCCACCUUUGGCAAGAAGAAGGGCCCCAAUGCCAACUCUUAAGUCCUUUGUCAUCCUGGCUUUCCCCAAUAAAGCCACUUAGUCCAGUC